This is a messenger RNA of Acanthosepion pharaonis, 5370 nucleotides long. NCBI's taxonomy places the organism in Eukaryota, Metazoa, Mollusca, Cephalopoda, Sepiida, Sepiidae. The record is from the annotation of a GenBank genome assembly.
AUGGGAAAUAAUCUACUGUAUACCUAUUCAUUCGCACACAAACACAUUAGGGAGAUUAGUUACUUUUUGUUCUUUCCUCCCCUCUUUCCUUUUCCUCUCCUUCUUCCUUUGAUCCCUUCUUCCUCUUCCUUCUCCCCUUCUUCCUUUGAUCCCUUCUUCCUAUUCCUUCUCCCCUUCUUCCUUUUCCUCCUCUCCUCCCUUUUCCACUCUUUUCUUCUCCUCGUCCCUUUUCCACUCUUUUCUUCUCCUCGUCCCUUUUCCACUCUUUUCUUCUCCUCGUCCCUUUUCCACUCUUUUCUUCUCCUCGUCCCUUUUCCACUCUUUUCUUCCCCUCGUCCCUUUUCUUUCUCCCCUUGUACCUUUUCCUCUCUUCUUCCUUUUCCUGUUUUCUAUUCACUUUUUCUUAUUUUUUCUUCUUCCUGUUUUCUUUUCUAUUAUCCCUUCUAUUUCUCGUCUCUUUUGAGUCGUUGCUUUUUUUCUUACUUUGUUAGGAGUCGUUGCUUUUUUUCUUACUUUGUUAGGAGUCGUUGCUUUUUUUCUUACUUUGUUAGCAUUCGUUGCUUUUUUUCUUACUUUGUUAGGAGUCGUUGCUUUUUUUCUUACUUUGUUAGGAGUCGUUGCUUUUUUUCUUACUUUGUUAGCAUUCGUUGCUUUUUUUUCUUUGUUAGCAUUCGUUGCUUUUUUUUCUUUGUUAGCAUUCCAUUUUUUUUUUUCUUUGUUAGCAUUCGUUGCUUUUUUUCUUACUAUCAUUCGUUGCUUUUUUCUUACUUUGUUAGCAUUCGUUGCUUUUUUCUUACUUUGUUAGCAUUUGUUGCUUUUUUUCUUCCUUACUUUGUUAGCAUUCGUUGCUUUUUUUUUCCUUACUUUGUUAGCAUUCGUUGCUUUUUUUUCCUUACUUUGUUAGCAUUCGUUGCUUCUUUUUUUCUUACUUUGUUAGCAUUCGUUGCUCUUUUUUUUCUUACUUUGUUAGCAUUCGUUACUUUUUUUCUUACUUUACCCUUACUGAUCUUCAUCUUUUCUGAUAAUUUCUCUCUUUUCAAUUUCUUGCUCUUUCUGUUGCUUUCUGCUCUCCCUCUCCCAGUUUUCAUCAAUCUCUGUUCUCCCUCUCUCAGUCAAUGUAUCAAUAGCCCUUCUCUCUUCCUCCCUUUGUAUUUAUUUUUCAUCAAUUUUUUGUCCCUCUCUUCUGCUCUCUCUUUUCCUCUUUCUCUCUUCCUCUCAAUCUGUCUCUCUCUCUCUCUCUCAGUAUCAAUCUCUGCUCUCUCUCUCUCUCUCAGUAUCAAUCUCUGCUCUCUCUCUCUCUCUCAAAUGGAGGAGUUGGUCAGUAACAUGGUCCAGUAUAAGGCCAAGAUUGGUCAGCUCAAACAAGAAAGGUUUAACUUAUCUGUCACAUAUGAGGAGAACCUGCAGAAGUACCGGGUCCAAGUGAGUGAACUGGAGCGGGAAAAUAUGAUGCUGUUAAACGAUUUGAAAAAGCUGGAGGCUCAGACACUCUCUUUUACCUUUUUCUUUUCUUACAUUCUUGACACUUUUUCUUUUUCAUUUUCUUCUUCACUCUUUCUCUCUCUUUUUUGUUUGGUCCGCUUUCUCUCUCUCUGCUUUUUCCAUAUAGUCUUCUCUCUCUUUCCUUUUGGUCCUCUAUCAAACUCUCCCUCUCCAUCAUCUCUCUCUCUCUCUCUCUCGUUCUGUUUCUUUUUGUCUCUUUUGUUCUUUUUGGUUUUCUCUUUCUCUCUCUUUUGGUUUUCUCUUUCUCUCUCUUUUGGUUUUCUCUUUCUCUCUCUUUUGGUUUUCUCUCUCUCUCUCUCUUUUGGUUUUUUCUCUCUCUCUUUUGGUUUUCUUCUCUCUCUCUUUUUUUUUUCUCUCUCUCUCUUUUGGUUUUCUCUCUCUCUCUCUUUUUUGGUUUUCUCUCUCUCUCUCUUUUGGUUUUUUCUCUCUCUCUCUCUUUUGGUUUUUCCUCUCUCUCUCUCUCUUUUUUGUUUUUUCUCUCUCUCUCUCUUUUGUUUUUUCUCUCUCACUUUUGUUUUUUCUCUCUCUCUUGGUUUUUUCUCUCUCUCUCUUUUUUUUCUCUCUCUCUUUUUUUUUUUUCUCUCUCUCUCUUUUGGUUUUUUCUCUCUCUCUUUUGGUUUUUUCUCUCUCUUUGGUUUUUCUCUCUCUCUCUUUUGGUUUUUUUGGUCUUUUUCUCUCUUGGUUUUUUCUUUCUCUUUUUGGUUUUUCUCUCUCUCUUUUUGUUUUUUCUCUCUCUCUCUUUUGGUUUUUCUCUCUCUCUUUUUGGUUUUUCUCUCUCUCUUUUUCUCUCUCUUUGUUUUUUUUCUCUCUCCAUUUGGUUUCUCUUUCUCUCUCUCUCUCUUUUUGUUUUUUUUGGUUUUCUCUUUCUUUUCUUUUUCUCUCUUUUCCAUUUGGUUUUCUUUCUCUCUCUCUCUUUUUGUUCCAUUUGGUUUUCUCUUUCUCUCUCUCUCUCUUUUGUUCCAUUUGGUUUUCUCUUUCUCUCUCUCUCUCUUUUGUUCCAUUUGGUUUUCUCUUUCUCUCUCUCUCUCUUUUGUUCUAUUUGGUUUUCUCUUUCUCUCUCUCUCUUUUGUUCUCUAUUUGGUUUUCUCUUUCUCUCUCUCUCUUUUGUUCUCUAUUUGGUUUUCUCUUUCUCUCUCUCUCUUUUGUUCUCUAUUUGAUUUUCUUUCUUCCUCUCUCUUUCUCACUCUGUUUUCUUCUGUAAGGUCUUCUCUCUCUCUCUCUCUCUCUCCCAUUCCAUUUAGUCAUAUCUCUCUCUCUCUUUCUCUCUCGUUCUGUUUCUUUUUGUCUUUUGUUCUUUUUGGUUUUCUCCCUUUGUUCUGUUUGGUUUUCUCUUUCUCUCUCUCUCUCUCUCUUUUUCUUUCUCUCUCUUUUGGUUUUCUCUUUCUCUCUCUUUUGGUUUUCUCUUUCUCUCUCUUUUGUUCCUUUUGGUUUUUUUUCUCCCUCUCUCUCAUGGUCCAUUUGAAUUUCUUUUUUUCAUGCUCUCCCUCUCUCGGUCUUCUCUCUCUCACUCUCUCGGUCUUCUCUCUCGUACAUUUUGGUUUUGGGGCUAUCCUCUCUCUCUCCCUCUCUUUGUUUUCUAGGGUUCCCCCCCUCCCUCUCUUUGGUCCCCCUCUCUCUUUGUUUCCUAGGGUUUCCCUUCACUCUCUUUGUUUCCUUCUCUCUCUCUCUCUCUCACUCACUCUCUUUGGUUUCUUGGGUUUCCUGUCUCACUCUCUUUGCUUUCUUGGGUUCCCGUCUCACACUCUUUGCUUUCUUGCCAUCCCCCCUCUCUCUCUCUCUUUGGUUUCUUGGCAUCUCUCUCUCUCUCUCUCUCCCUGUAGUUUUUCUCUCCUCUCUCUCUCUCUCUCUCUCCCUGUUGUUUUUCUCUCUCUCUCUCUCUCUCCUGUAGUUUUCUCUCCUCUCUCUCUCUCCCCUGUAGUUUUUUCUCUCUCUCUCUCUCUCUCCCCUGUAGUUUUUCUCUCUCUCUCUCCCUCUCCUGUAUUUUUCUCUCCUCUCUCUCUCUCUCCCUGUAGUUUUUCUCUCUCUCUCUCUCUCCCUGUAGUUUUCUCUCCUCUCUCUCUCUCUCCUGUAGUUUUUCUCUCUCUCUCUCUCUCUCCCUGUAGUUUUUCUCUCUCUCUCUCUCUGUGUAGUUUUCUCUCUCUCUCUCUCUCCCUGUAUUUUCUCUCUCUCUCUCUCUCCUGUAGUUUUUCUCUCCUCUCUCUCUCUCCCCAAUUUUUUCUCUCUCUCUCUCUCUCCCUGUAUUUUUCUCUCCUCUCUCUCUCUCUCCCUAGUUUUUCUCUCCUCUCUCUCUCUCUCUCCUGUAGUUUUCUCUCCUCCUCUCUCUGUUUUUUUCUCUCUCUCUCUCUCUCCCCUGUAUUUUCUCUCUCUCUCUCUCUCCCUGUAGUUUUCUCUCCUCUCUCUCUCCCUGUAAUUUUUCUCUCUCUCUCUCUCCCUGUAGUUUUUUCUCUCUCUCUCUCCCCUGUAGUUUUCUCUCCUCUCUCUCUCCCUGUAGUUUUUCUCUCCUCUCUCUCUCUCCCUGUAGUUUUUCUCUCCUCUCUCUCUCCCUGUAGUUUUUCUCUCCUCUCUCUCUCUCUCCCUGUAUUUUCUCUCCUCUCUCUCUCUCCCUGUAGUUUUUUCUCCUCUCUCUCCCCCUGUAAUUUUCUCUCUCUCUCUCUCUCCCCUGUAGUUUUUCUCUCUCUCUCUCUCUCUCCCUGUAGUUUUUCUCCUCUCUCUCUCUCCCCUGUAGUUUUUCUCUCUCUCUCUCUCCCUGUAGUUUUUCUCCUCUCUCUCUCCCUCCCUGUAGUUUUUCUCUUCAGUCUCUCUCUCUUUCAGUCUUCUCUCUCUCUCUCUCUUGUUCUUUUUUCGUCCUUUUUUUUAUUUCGUUCAUCUCUUUUUUUAUUCCUCUUAUUUCUUUCCUCUCUCUGUCUUUUGCUUUUUUUCUGUUUAUCUUUCUCCCUUUUUUAUUUUAUUUUCUACUUUCUCUCUUUUUUUUCUCUUUUACCUUUCAUCUUACACAUCAUUAUUUCUGCUUUCUUUCAUUCUUUCUCUUUCCUUUUUUUAUCUAUCUUCUUCAUUUUUUUCUCUAUCUUUUCCUUUCUCCUUCCAUUUUUUCUCUUCUUUUUUCUCUUCAUUCCUUUCUUUUUUUUCUCUUCCGUUUCCUUUCUUUUUUUUUUUCCCCUUCCGUUUCCUUUCUUUUUUUUUUCUCUUCUGUUUCCUUUCUUUUUUUUUUCUCUUCCGUUUCCUUUCUUUUUUUUUUCUCUUCCGUUUCCUUUCUUUUUUUUUUCCCUUCCGUUUCCUUUCUUUUUUUUUUUCUCUUCCGUUUCCUUUCUUUUUUUUUUCUCUUCCGUUUCCUUUCUUUUUUUUUUUCUUUCCGUUUCCUUUCUUUUUUUUCUCUUCCGUUUCCUUUUUUUUUUUUUCUUCCGUUUCUUUUUUUUUUUUUUUUUUUCUUCCGUUUCCUUUUUUUUUUUUUUUCUUCCGCUUCCUUUUUUUUUUUCUCUUCCGUUUCCUUUUUUUUUUUUUCUUUCUUUUUUUUUUUUCUCUUCCGUUUUUUCUUUUUUUUUUUCUUCCGUUUUUUUUUUUUUUUUUUCGUUUCCUUUCUCUUUUUUUUUUUUUUUUCUUUCGUUUUUUUUUUUCUCUUCCGUUUCCUUUCUUUUUUUUUUCUUCCGUUUCCUUUCUUUUUUUUUUUCUCUUCCAUUUUUUUUUUUUUUUUUUCUUCCGUUUCCUUUUUUUUUUUUUUUUCUUUUUUUUUUCUCUUCCGUUUCCUUUCUUUUUUUUUUCCCUUCCGUUUCCUUUCCUCCCUUUCCUUUUUUUCUUCUUUCUUUUCUUUCUUUUCUCCCUUUCUUUUUCCCCUUCCUUCCCACCUUUCUCUUUCUUUCUUUUUCUUACUAA